Messenger RNA from Engraulis encrasicolus (European anchovy), 6205 nucleotides. RefSeq names its product SR-related CTD-associated factor 1 (gene scaf1). Lineage: Eukaryota; Metazoa; Chordata; Actinopteri; Clupeiformes; Engraulidae. The record is from RefSeq and is a predicted model, not a curated record. Bases 190 to 5559 code for a protein of 1789 amino acids. The transcript has 10 exons. Gene Ontology annotation, molecular function: RNA polymerase II C-terminal domain binding.
GCCGGUUUCAGUUCGGUGGGGGAAGUAAAAUGGCGGACAUGGAUGGGCAGGGCCUUUUAUUGUAUUCAAAAAUGUGCAAUCUUUAGUGCUUUGAAGAGCCCUCAAGGUUUUAAAGUAAAUAUUUCAUUGUUUCAGUGAGAGAGAGCUCUUUUCAGGACCGUCUAUCCAGAUUGAAGUCCGGCGAUUAAGAUGGGGACAGAUGAGGAGUGCAAGGGGGGUGGCCACCCGGAGCCAAAGACAGAAGAGAUUUCCCAAAUUGAAGAGGAAGAGGAAGAGGAAGAUGAGGAGAAAGAAGGUAUUGCAAAGGAAGGGAGUGGGGACGAAGAGCAGGACUCUCGGAGGAGAAGCAAACCAGCCCUGAGAUGUAAACAAGAAGAUGGAGACAGUCUUGAGGACCAGCCCAAUGAGCUUGGGGCUUCUGUAGUUGCCAUAGAGACCACCUCCUUGUCUUGGAUCCCAGGGGAGGCGUCAUCACCGCAGCUGGUUGACAGUGGUGAGAUUGAAGUGGAGGUGACUGCAGAGGUCCGUGUGGAAGAAGGCUCGACUCUGGCUCUGCUGUCCUCAUUACUCCUGCCCUCUCGCUCCCGCAAGUCAGGUCUUCCCUCCUCGCAUCCUCACCCCAGAACGCUAAGACUGAUGAGGGAGCUUCUCUCGCUGGGCUGCCCUUACUCUUCUCCAUCCCCUUCCCCACUCUCGUCUCCUCCUCCUCGGCUUCCAGGCCCCACUCCAGCCCCAGGCUUCAGGACGAGGCCUGUCUCCUGCACCAAGAGCCCCUCUGCACCCUCCUCUCCCUCCAGCUCCCCGUCGUCGCCCUCCUCUCCCCCGUCCUCCCCUUCCUCCCUGCCCUCCUCCUCCUCCACCUCGCCCGGCCGACCCAACAACAACAACAACCCCUACAACGACACGGACGACCGCUUCCGCGCGGUGGGCAACGGCUCUGGCGGCGACGUGGUGUCCUCCACCUCCUCUCUGGGGCCCGCGCGCUGCCUGGGCGGCCCGCCACCCCUCUUCUCCUCCGCGUCCUCCUCGGCCAAUCCGGCGUGCCGACGCCUGGGCCAGCCCGCCCACCUUGAUGGCGACAGCCAACCAGACGGGCAGCAGCCCGACGAGGCGGAGAUCUACGACCCUUUCCAGCCCACCGACGGGGAAGGGGAGCAGAAGAGCCAGCAGGAGGGAGAGGAGGAGGAGGAGGAGGAAGGGGAUAAGUACGACCCCUUCCAGCCAACGGGAUCCCCGGCCUCAGAGGAGCAGGAGCCGGAGGAGGACGGCACGGGCUCCCCCGAGGAGAUGGGAGAGGAGCUGCCCGAGAGACAGAGCCCUCAAGAGGGCGCCGCCACCCAGAUGGUGGACGAUAUGGACGAUAUCGACGGCACAGAGUACAAUCCAGACUCUCCUCCAGACUCUCCUCCAGACUCUCCUCCAGACUCACCUCCUUACUCACCUCCGGACACGCCUCCGGGCACGCCUCCGGACUCCACCGAGCUGCCCGUGGACGACGUCACGGCCUCCUCCUCCUCCUGCCUGGACGCCACUGCAGCACCAACGGAGGAGGCUGAGGCUGCCUCUCCCUCUGCCUCGCCCUCCCCAUCCUCCCCUGGCCAGCCUCCCUCCCCCACCACUACGCCUGCUGCUGCUGCCGCCACCACACCUCCCAGCCCCCCCCAGCCCAGCUCCUCCUCCUCCUCGAGGAAGCGGGUGGUGAGGGAGGUGCCGAGCGUCAGGCUGGAGCAGCGCAGGGUGCGGGGGGAGAAGAGGGACGGUCCUGACGGCCAUGACUCUGCGCACGACUCAGAGAUCGAGGAGGGCGAGAUCGUGGGCGCCGGCGACAACAAGGAGCGCUGGCGCAACCCGAUGGCGGACGGCGGGUCGCCGCCGGGUGGCGUGGGUGGUGGCAUGGCACUGAUCGGCAUGGGCAUGGGCACGGAGCGCAUCCUGCGGGUAAUGGAGGGCGACGGCUUUGUGUCUGUGUGCGCCACCGAGGCCCCGUGGGGCGCGGAGGGCGACGGCCUGCUGCCGCUGCCGCCGCCGGUGGUGGGGGUGGGGGACCUGCGGAGGAAGCUCACCAGCAGGAGGAAGGAGCGCUUCCGCCCCCUCCCCCUGUCUGUGACCCUCACCCCUCCGCCAGGGCCGGCGCUGCAUGGUUCGCUGCCCCCCGCCACCACCACCGGCGGCAGCGGAGGCGGCGGCCCGCUGGCCUCCACGCCCCCUGGCUCCCCACCCCUCGCCGCCGACCGCGAAAAGGCCCGCAAGUCCUCCAAGAGCUCGCGGGAGCGCAAGGCCAAGGAGGGCAAGGCGGAGAAGAGGAAGAAACGCAAGGAGGCCAAAGAGAAGGAGGGCAGGAGGAACCGGGAGAGCAGCAGCCGGAGGAGGAGCGAGAAGCAGGAGGAGAGGAAGAAGAAGGAGGAGAGGAAGAGGAGCAGUCGCAGCUCCAGCCGCAAGAGGAAGAGGAGAAAGCACGGUGGCGGUGGUGGCAGCCCCGAGCCACAGCACCACAACUCAGACGCCCGGGGAGGAGGAGGUGGAGGAGGACACGCGCACUCCAGGACACGCAGGUCCCUGUCAAGCCACUCGGACGAACAUCACCGGGAUCGCGAGAGAGACCGAGAACGAGACCGAGACGGAGAGAGAGACAGAGAGCGGGAGAGAGACAGGGAACGACAGAGGGACAGGCAACGAGAGCGAGAGCGAGAUCGGGAGAGAGACAGAGACAGAGAGAGAGACAGAGACAGAGACCGCGACAGAGAGCGAGAGAAGGAGCGGGACCGAGGGAGAGACAGAGACAGGCGACGCAGCGACAGGGAGAGAGACCGCAGCCGGGGAGACUCCCGAGGGGGGAAGAGCAGCCGGAAGAGAGAGAGGGAAGAGGAGAGAGGAGAGCACGGAUCCAGCAGCAGGGAACGUGCCAGCGCCACGCGGAGGUCACGGAGCAGCCGGGACAGACGAGACGACACCCGGGAGCAGGAGAGAGACCGGCAUCGAGACAGCGACAGAGACCGAGACAGAGACAGGGAUAUGGACCGAGACGGCAGGUCCGACAGGGACAAGAGGAGAGACCGGCGGCCCGUGGUGCCACCCUCCAUCCAGGACCUCAACGGCUCGGACCUGUUCGCCAUCAAGCGCACUAUCACGGUGACCACGACGACCACCACCACCACCCUGCCAGGGUCCCCGGGCCACCCGCGCUCGUCCCUCAGCCCGGCCUCGGGCAGGAGCGCCUCCCACAAGAGGAAGAGGAAGAGGAGGAGGCACUCUGAGGAGGUGAGGGAUGAGGAGGACGAAGAGGAGAGGAGGAGAAGGAGGCAUCACCGCAGCCGCUCGCGCCACGCCUCCCUCUCGCCGCACCGCUACCGCGGCGGCGCGGGAGACCGCGGCUACGAGUCGGACCGCUACUCGGCCGAGCGGCCCGAGCUGGACAUGCUGUCGCUGGACGGCGAGGCGCUGGACUCGGACUACCCGUCUUUGGAGGACUCCCCUCUCCUGCCGCUCUCCCCCGAGCUCCCGCCCUCGCCCUUACCCCCGCCCUCCAAGAGCAGCCCCCUGCUGCCUCCGCCCAAAGCCCCCUCCUCCAGGAAGAAGAAAUCCACCAAGAAGGGUGGCGGCGCUCAGUCGGACCCGGCCGCUCUCCGCACCGUCAAGGCCUCCAAAGGCUCCAAGACCCUCACCAUGACCUCCACCAACAACAACACCGGCGCCUCCUCACCGUCCCUCCAGUCAGGCGACCUCGGCUCCUCUGCUGCUCUGCCGUUGGCCGGUGCAGGCGGACCGUCCUCGGCCAAACGCGCCCGCAAAAACCGGAAGGAGAAAGCGGGCAAGAAGGAGGCCGGGGGAGGAGGAGGAGGCUCGCGGUCUAAGAAGGUUUCGGGCAAGAAGGCCAAGCUGCAGUCCAAGGCUGUGCUGGUCCGGGAAGGGGUGAGCAGCACCACGGGCGGUAACUCCACCGCCCCCGGUGGUGGUUCCGGGGGUAAGGGCGUGGAGCGCAUGGGUCCGAGCGGCGGCUCGUCAUCGUCAGUCGUCGGUGGCUCCAUCGCCGUGGUGUUCCGGCGGGACAACGAGAGCCGGUCUCCGUUCCUCAAGCCGUGCUCGGAGCCCCUCGGAGGGCUGCAGUCUCGCGGCGGCGGGGCCGGCGGCGGGGCAGGAGGAAAGGAUUCUGGGAAAAUCCUGGCUCCUCCGCCUCUUCCAGGAGUCCCCAGCCCCCUCAAGGCCAAGAAGGCCACCCCCACAUCCAGCACCUCCUCCUCCACCUCUUCCCCCUGCUCCUCCUCGGUGGCCAAGCGCAGGAGGCGUCCAGGCAAGAAGCUCCGGGACAAGGCCGGCGGUGUCGUGGGUGCUGGCGGCGAGGGCAAAGCCUCCACUGGAGGUUCUCUCACCAAGCCAUCCAGCCCACCGAGCCUCCCGCCGGCCCCCAUGAUGCCAUCUUCCUCCUCCUCAUCCUCCUCCUCCUCCACCAGCGUUCUCCCUCCGUCGUCCUCCCCGCCCCACACGCCUCCGCUCUCCCUGCCCCUGCUGCCGUCGGGCCGGGACGCCCGCUGCGACUCCAGCCCGGACUCCCAGACGGUGGACAGCAGCUGCAAGACCCCCGAGACCUCCUUCCUGCUCCCGGAGGAGCCUCAGAGUGGUCAGCCUGUGCCCAGUAGCCCGCCGCCCCUGUCCGCAUCCUCCAGCAUGGGGGGCGGUGGUGGUGGGGGUCUGCUAUCCACCCCAGGAGGGCUCCUCAGUCACAACAAGUCGCUCCUGGGCGACGAUCAGAAAAACUCUCCCCCGUGCUCCACCUCGUCUGGCUCGGCGCUGCCGGUGCUGCCUCUGUCCCUGCCUCCCUCAGGGGUGGAUCCCUCGUCCUCCUCCUCCUCCUUCCAGUCGGUGUCGUCCUCGUCUAAGCCACCGCCUCCCCCUCCGCCCCCUCCCUCCGCCCCGCCCCUACCCUGGAGCCUGCAGACUGGAGUGGACUGCACCGCAGGGGGCGUGCUAGCCUUAACAGCACUCCUGUUCAAGAUGGAAGAGGCCAACAUCGCCAGUCGCGCCAAAGCACAGGAGUUCAUCCAAGCCACCAGUCAGGCUCCACCUCUAUCAUCAUUAGCCCCACCCCCGGGUCAAAACCAGUUCAUCCUGCACAGCUCUCUCCCAUUGGUGGGCAACACCAAGGCUCCUCCGUCCCACCUGCUCUCUGGGCUGUCUAUGGGAGGAGGGUGCGCCCAAACACCACCCCCGCCCGCUCUGCCAGCCGGCAUCGGAGGAGCAGGGGAAGGUGCCUGGGAUAGCGACAGCAAAGAUCCCGACAAGUAUUUGAAGAAGCUGCACACUCAGGAGCGUGCGGUGGAGGAGGUGAAGCUGGCCAUCAAGCCCUACUACCAGCGCAAGGACAUCAACAAGGAGGAGUACAAGGACAUCCUGAGGAAGGCGGUGCACAAGAUUUGUCACAGCCGCACGGGAGAGAUCAACCCGGUGAAGGUGGGCAACAUGGUGAAGCUGUACGUGCAGCGCUACAAGUACUUCCGCAAGCACGGCCGCAAGAUGGACGAGGAGACGCGCGACGGAGACCGGGACAUGCACGGCUCCCCUUGAUGAUUGGACAGUUGGACGCGACUGCGCUAAAGACUGGCAGACUGGCAUCCAAUCCCUUUACUCGUUUUGCCUGGCUCUCGAUGCUGAUUGGCUGCAUCGGUCAUGGACCGCCUUUUUAUCCUGCACGUGUUUGUUUUGUUUUGUUUUUUUGUUUUUGGGGGGCGGAGGGGCCACGGAGGCCACUGAGUGACAGUUGUUUGUUAUGAAAUCCCCUCGUAUGUAUACAAGCCCCCCCCAUCCCUCCCCCUGAAACCAUGACUUUAGCUAUCAUGUCUUGCUGUACAGACUUACAAUUAGGAUUUAAGAAAAAAAAAAGAAACGGACACACUCAAAAGAAAAAAAGCGAAAAAAAAACAUGUAUGUACUACAGACAAACAGACUUUUAAAGACAGAGAGAGAUGAACCUUGCAUACAUUACCUGCAUACAGUUGCAUCUAUAUUAGACAAGACACCCUAAACCUGUACAUACUGGUAAAGACACUACUCUGACCUGACCUGAUGGUGUCUGGCCUGGCUCUGGCCUGGUUGAGAGAGUGUGGAUAGCAGGUUGGACCUGCACGGUCAUUUGCUCUAUGUGGCGUGUGUGGAUGUUGGAUGAAUGGAGUUAUGAGUAAUUAUCUAAAUAUAGACAUUUGACAAAUGUUGA